Molecule: messenger RNA, 5011 nt
Organism: Xiphophorus hellerii (green swordtail)
Lineage: Eukaryota; Metazoa; Chordata; Actinopteri; Cyprinodontiformes; Poeciliidae
Product: E3 ubiquitin-protein ligase NEURL1-like
Exons: 6
Coding region: 354-2102 (582 amino acids)
Biological process (GO): negative regulation of Notch signaling pathway
Cellular component (GO): plasma membrane; postsynaptic density
Molecular function (GO): ubiquitin protein ligase activity
Source: RefSeq, a predicted model, not a curated record
GCGACAACUCUUGGACCGCUGGUGUCUACAGCGUUAACAACCCUGGGAAGCUCCACCUCCACUACCACCUUCUAUGUUAAUUUCAGCGUGAUCCUUUCACAGAGACUGAGACACAGCGCUCCAGAUCAGUGAGUCUCUGCCUGCUGCUUAAUAUCGAUGAGGCUUUGGACAGUCGUUGCGCUCAACCUCUCCUUCUCUCCGGGGGGCUUUUUUUAUCUGCUUUGGUGUGUGCGUGCGUGGGUGUGCGUGUGUGUGUGUGUCUUGUCAGUAUUAUGUCGCAGCUGAGGACGCGCUCCUGACUAAGGAUCGUGGAUCCAGCUCGCAGAGAGGGUGAAAGCACCUUGCAUCCAGUCAUGGGAGGUCAGAUCACCAGAAAUACCUUCUACGACUCUCUAAAUGGACCAUUUCCUGCAGCACCCCACCGAUUCCACCACAAGCCGAAGCGCUACCCGCCUAUCCAACCAUGUGGAAAUUUGUCCUCCUUCCCUCUGCAGUUCCACCCUAGCACCAAAGGCUCACAGAUUAUUAUGGACCUGUCACAGAGAACCGUCAAGAGACAGGCCAGCUUCUGCAACGCCAUUACCUUCAGCAACAGGCCCAUUGCUGUUUACGAGCAAGUUCGGCUGAAGAUAACUAAGAAGCAGUGCUGCUGGAGUGGAGCGCUGCGUCUGGGCUUCACGUCUAAAGACCCGUCACGGAUAAAUCCAGAUAACUUGCCCAAGUACGCCUGCCCUGACCUCGUCUCCCAGAGUGGCUUCUGGGCAAAAGCCCUGCCAGAGGAACUAUCUAAUGAGGGGAAUGUCAUAUCUUUCUGGGUCGAUAAGAAGGGCAGAGUGUUUUACCGUAUCAACAACUCCAACCCCAUGCUGUUCUUCAGUGGUGUCCAUGUUGCUGAACCCGUUUGGGCUCUCAUCGAUGUCUAUGGCCUAACCAGAGGAGUCCAACUGCUUGACAGCGAGAUGGUCCCUUUGGACUGCCUGCGUCCUCGUUCCUAUGCUGCCACCCGUCGGUCUUCAGCUCGGCGGAACAGUCAUGACCCUCGCCUCACCAUUAGUCUGUGUGACCUGAGCCUGCAGCAGCAGGAGAUGCAGCUCGAGGAAGAGGAUGAUGAGGGGGAUGAAGAGGAACAACUCCAGCCUUUAAGCUCCAACUCCUGCCAUGUUCCUCAGAACUCUCAGAACUCGCAGCAGUGCUUGCUGCUGCCUGGCCACUUGGACAGCGAUCUGCAGUUUCACACUAUUCAUGGCCUCCAUGUCACUGCGCUCGAUAAGCACACGGUCGCUCGGCCAGAUCACCGCGGCGACGAGAGGACCCUGGUGUUCACCAGCCGCCCAAUGCACUGUUCGGAGAUUGUGUUUGUGAAGGUGAAAGCAGGAGUCAGCCGGGUGGGGUCUCUUUCUUAUGGCGUGACAUCCUGCGACCCGGCCACCCUCAGGCCCAGUGAUCUCCCAUCGAACCCCGAGUCCCUGGUUGACCGCAAGGAAUUCUGGGCCGUGUGCAGGGUGGCUGUGCAACUCCACAGUGGGGACAUUUUGAGCUUUGUGGUGAAUGCAGAGGGGGAGCUUAUGAUGAGCCAUAAUGGGAGCAGUGCAGGAAUGGCGCUUUGUGUCGAUAACUCCAGGCCUCUCUGGAUGUUCUAUGGUCUGCAUGGAUCCAUCACUCAACUCAGAAUUUUAGGCUCAUCUUUGCCUCUUGAUCAUCAAGGUUCAUCAGUGCCCAGCUCGCCAUCAUGUACACCCAACACCCCGACAACACUCUGCAGUAGAAACUCUGGGUCCAACCUCAACACCACACUGAACAUCAGUCUGAAUUCAAGCCUUAACUCCAACUACAGCACGCUGUUUUCCACUUCCACAGAUAUAAACCCAAGCUCUCCGUUUUCCAGUCAUCCACAGUCCCCUACAUUCCCAUCUUCUUCCAGCUCUUGGAGUGACGAAUGCACUAUCUGCUACGAGAACAUGGUGGACACCGUCCUGUACGCCUGCGGCCACAUGUGUCUCUGCUAUGCCUGCGGCCUGAAGCUCAAGAAGAUGGCCAACGCGUGCUGCCCAAUCUGUCGACGGACAAUCAAAGACAUCAUCAAGACCUACCGGAGCACAUAGACUUGCUUCCAGCAAUGCUCAAGACAUCGCAAAAGCCAUGUAAGACUUUCUAAAGACAGCACAAAUGACGAUCUGGCUCAGGUACUUUACAACAGGACUUGAAGCUUGAUAAAACAUUUUGUUCAAAUAAUAGGAGACGUCAUCAAAUGCCAUUAGAGGUGCAGUGUGAUCAAUAAAAGCUAAACGUGGUACGGUAAAAACAACAUGGCAGUAUGCCUCAACUCAUUUAUGCUGAAGAGAAACUGCUAUGUCCCAUGUCAUGCAGAAUAAACCCUUCAUGAUCUCUCCAUCCAAGUUAAAUGGAGAUUGUCCAGAGCUGGGGAUAAUAACAAACAGAAUCAAUCUCCAGCUUCACCAGCUGCUACUCUGCUGCUUGUCAGGAAGCUUUGAGUCAGACAGUCGUUUAAGAGGAAGAAUCGAUUAUUUUCCUAAAACUGAGGGAAAAUGAAGGGAAGAUAGUUUUAUUUUGAGAUUUCCUGAAGGCAGUGAAAAAAUUUUUUAAAUAAGUAAGGAGGGUGAGAAAAUCUUCUUUUAGCAAUAAUCAGACAAUAAAACCUAAGCACUAAGAGUACAGGAAAAACUUAAAGGAACUUAAAUCCGUAAUAAGUGGAGUGUCUUGCAUAUUAACCCACCACCUGAGGUUAUCAGGUAGAGACUGUGGAAUUGGUGCAAAAGUGAGAACAAUGUCACCGGAGAAGGUCACACGAUGAGGAUCGAGAAUGAAUCAGUGAAGAUGGAGGCUGAAGAAGCUGUAAGUUUGAGACUGAGAUGAGGAGGUGGUUGAGCAGUGUGUGCCUGUAUGGUGAAGAUGAAGUGUUAUGUCACUCAGAAGUUGAGAUACAUGUGCUGGGUGUUGGCUGUGAUGCCCUCCUUUUUGUUGCUUUUCAGUAACUUUGCUGGAUUAUGUAAUUGCACAAAAAGUCAUCCAAAUAAAGAGUGGUGGGUACUGGGAAAGUUUUUUUUUUCUUUAAAGUGUUGAAUCAAGCUCUUCUUCACUGUUAGAAUCACUAACAAUCCUACAACCCUUCUCUACUUGUCCCAUGUCAUGGCAUUUUGUAUGACAUGGGACAUGAUAAUCUUCUUUAGGAGAUUAAAGUAGGAAUAUUUGAUUGAAUAAUGUUGUAUAUCUGUGCAUUGCAUCUUCUAGCUGGUCCUCGUGUGCAAACAGUGACAAAGAUGUAACAACUGUGAGAAUUUCAUUUGCAUAUCAUUUUCCGUGCUGCUCUCCGGUUAUAAAAGAUUUUAUUUAACAUUUUCACGUGUCUACUCAUGUAUUAUAUGCUGAUCAUCUUUGAAUAGGUAACAAUGUUUUUUGUUGUUUUUUUUUCCAGAAAAAUUGCAUCACUCAUUUAUUAUAGUAGAUAUUAAAUUGUUUUAUAACAUGUCAUCUCAUCACUGCAGGAUUACCAUUACCAAUUACAAGUAUGUUGUAUAACAUUUGUUCAUAUUUUCUGAGUGUAUAUUAGGCAGUUCACUGUGAAAACCGAAAGUAAUGUUUAGAUUACUUUUCAUCAUAGAAUCCUUAUUUUGUGGUUCUAGUUUUCAAGACACGAGCUGGUUCACACUCAAGUAUAGAAACACAACUUUGCUAUAUUUUAUUUGAAACUGAAUAUGUUCUUGAUGGUGGUAUGCAUAGUAUUUCUUUUAUCCUCCACAAAGAGCUCCUACAUGUUUUAGUGUCAAAAUGUCAUAUUUUUCCAGGCUUGAGUUUCCAAUGUUCGCAUUUUCUCCCAUUUUUUAAGCUAUAAAUAUCAUUUUUAUAGCAAACAUCUCUAAAAUGGUCUUUAAAUAUGGAACAUGGAGACAGCGACUAUUACACAUUAUGUUGUUCUGUGCUGGAAUGUUGUUUGGAAUGUUUAUUAGCUUUUCAUACCUGGUUAUAUUUUCCUUCCUGACUAAAAAAUAAAAUAAGGAGUAUUUGUACUUGAAAGAUAAACUUGUGAGGAUUGAAACAUUGCUUGUACACUCAAAAUCUCUUUUUAUGUUAUUAUAAAGAAUCUUUGUGUGCUCUUAUAUGUGUGGCUAAAUUAAGAAAUGUAUCUAUAAUCUUAGUAGUUUUGGUGUAGGAAUAUAGAAAUAUGCUACAACAGGUCUAUAGUAUGAAUAGUUCUAGAAAGAGUUUACUGAUAUUUUUCCAGUUCCAAAUAGUUCAGGUUUAAAAAAAAAAAAAACCUCUGCAACCUCACCCUAUUCAGCACAUGUUUAAACAAGCCAAAUGUGCAAUUUUCAAGCACAUUUCAUAAAUUUGAGAAUAUACCACAUAUAAUCUAAAAAUCAUUGCACACUAGCUAACCUAUCCUGUUUCCGAAUUGUGGCCUUUAAGCACAAAGCCAAAAAGCCAGUACGGAAAAUCAACUAUUUUGUCUUUGUACCAAAAACAUAUAUUACUAAUCAUGUACGACUUUACAAAUUAAGUAACAGAUAAAUGAAUGUUAAACUUCCAAUCAUCUGACCAAGACAAAAAUUGCUUAGCUUUUCCAGGAAAUAGAAAUAUCUAAAUUUGACACAGCAACUCACUGUUAUGUACAGCAACAGGAAGUUGCUGUAAGUAAAUAUAGAUUUUAAACAACUGUAAUGCAAUAAAAUAAUAACUUAACUUAAGCCAGGCCAGCUGCAUCUUCCCCAUCGGUUUUUUUCUUCUCAUGGAUAAUGAGCCAUAUUUAUACCACUUUAAGGGAUAGACAUUUGUAUGUUUUUUAACUGACAAUUAAAAAUUUGAAUUAUCAACAACUUGUGACCAAAUAGUUUCAGUCCAAGUCAAAAAAAAUGCCAGCAAAUGUUACAAAGUGUAUAUGAGAAACAAAAUGAAUUUGGUUUGCUAUUUUUUCUUUCUAAAAGAUCUUAAAAUAAUCUAAUUGCAUCUGAAUAUGAAUUAUGUUUUGUUUGUUAAAUAAAGUCUGUAACACUGA